UCAACUCUUAUAUUUAAAUAAAUAAAAAGAAAUUCUGCUUGCGAAAUGUUUUGCUUUCGAUUCUGUUCUCUGUAAAAUGGCCGACUUAGGAAGACGUGCAGAAUCAUAUUCUCCUAAAUCGAGCCCUAGAGGGUCUCGUUCUCCUGUUGUUCCUCGGCAAGAUUCAACUGGAACCUUAAAAACGACGAUUUCACUAGGAAAAGGCAAAACUCCUGCAAUCUGGCAUAGUGGACCAUUCUAUCUCAUGAAAGAACCGCCAAAAGGGGAAUUAACUGGAGCUACCAAUUUGAUGUCUCAUUACAACUUAGAACAUUCCUAUAAUAAGUUUUGUGGCCGUAAAAUGAAAGAUCAAUUAAGUGCUUUCUUACCAAAUCUGCCAGGCAAUAUUGAUGGACCGGGAAGUCAAGAUAACAGUUGCUUAAAAUCUCUAAUUGAUAAGCCACCUAUUGGGGGAAAAGAACUUUUACCACUUACUGGUUCACAACUCUCUGGCUUUAGACUACACCCUGGACCGCUUCCAGAGCAAUAUAGACUAAUGAGUCAACCACCACUGAAAAAGAAAAAGCAUAAAAAACACAAACACAAAGGCAAUGAAACUCCUACUCAAGAAUCUCAGCAAGAGGUAUUAAAACCAGCUGUGUUUGUGCCAGAAACAAGUAAUGAAGGUCAGCAUGAGAAAAAACACAAGAAACAGAAAAGGCAUGAUGAGGAGAAGGAGAAAAAGAAGAAGAAAAAAGAAAAGAAGAAAAAGAAAAAGCAUUGUCCUGAUACUUUAACGGGAACACCAAUCAAUGCAACACCUGGUACUAUGCCACAUUCAAACAUGCCUCCGAAGCCAUUGUGAAAGGAUAGAAAAGGAAAUCAACAUUCUAGUGCUAGAUCAAAAAUUGUUUCAAAAUCGCUUAUGUAUUUGUUUUUUAAUAUUGUAUAGUUAUACAUUUUAUAAGUGUUUCAAAUAUGAACAAGAUUAUUAAAUAUUUAUAUCACA
Parasteatoda tepidariorum (common house spider) is the source of this 988-nucleotide messenger RNA. Its product is annotated as mediator of RNA polymerase II transcription subunit 19. The record is from RefSeq and is a predicted model, not a curated record. Lineage: Eukaryota; Metazoa; Arthropoda; Arachnida; Araneae; Theridiidae. Gene Ontology annotation, biological process: positive regulation of transcription by RNA polymerase II. Gene Ontology annotation, molecular function: transcription factor binding; transcription coregulator activity. Gene Ontology annotation, cellular component: mediator complex.